UGAAGAUGAAGCUAAAUGUUAAGAAGAAAGCUUUCCUAACGGAGCAAGUCAGUGUAUUGAUAUUAAGCGAGACUCCUCAGAAGUUUGGAGAUCUCAGCUCUCCCAACAUUUCCAUUAUGAUCGGUGAGUCACACAUUGGGAGAACUUUACUUGAUUUGAGGAGUAUUGUGAACUUACUACCAUUCUCAGUGUAUGAGCAGUUGGGAUUAGGUGAGCAGAAAAAGACAUCCAUCAUGCUACAAUUGGCUGACAGAUCAGUUAAGGAGCCGAGACGUAUUAUAGAGGAUGUGUUGGUCCAGAUUCUUCUUUACCACUUGAAGUACAAUUUGCAAGUGCAAGAUGGAAACCCUAGUUUGAAACUCUACGACCACCAGACAUACUUAAAUCCUCAGAGGAAGAAGUUCCCCACUUGGAACUGAAACCACUUCCUCAAGUUUUAAAGUAUAUGUUUCUUGAUCAUAAAGAAGGCACUUUUCCUGUGGUGAUUUCCUUAAAGUUAAAUCAGAAGGAUAAAGCCCAGUUGAUUGAAAUCUUAAAAAAACAUCGAGGCGCAAUUGGUUGGACAAUAGCCGACAUCAAAGGUAUUGAUGCUGCUAUUUGUAUCCACAGAAUCCACCUUGAAGAUGAUGCUAAACGGUUCGUGAUGCUCAACGUAGGCUCAAUCCUACCAUGAAGGAAAUUAUUAAAGAGGAAGUGCUUAAGCUGCUCACAGUGGGUAUCAUUUACCCCAUCUUAGACAAUAAGUGGGUAAGUCCAACUC
This is a messenger RNA of Carya illinoinensis, 760 nucleotides long. RefSeq lists its product as uncharacterized. The record is from RefSeq and is a predicted model, not a curated record. The transcript has 2 exons. Bases 6 to 419 code for a protein of 137 amino acids. NCBI's taxonomy places the organism in Eukaryota, Viridiplantae, Streptophyta, Magnoliopsida, Fagales, Juglandaceae.